CCUACAGGUACUGGAGGUAGAACGGUGGGCUCGUGCUUGGGAGGGGCUGAGGUGGGGUUAUCCAUGUUCGCAUAAGCCGUCGCCCUGGUACCUAGGAGCACAGUGAGUUACUUCAGCAUAGGUCAUAUGAUGGAGCUGCCUCCUAAGAAUGAAGAGAACCGUCUCCGAUGGGACCUUACUCCAGAACAAAUCCGCUCAAUGGCCGUCAAGCUUAUUGAGAAAACCAAGUGUGUGUAUGACACGGUGGGGAGCCUUGCCAGGGAUUGUGUUACCUAUGAGAGCACCCUAAAAGCGCUGGCUGAUGUAGAGGUGGAGUAUUCAGUUGAGCGGAACAUGCUGGAUUUCCUUCAGCAUGUUUCUUCCGAUAAAGAUGUCCGAACAGCGAGUACCGAGGCCGAUAAGAGCUUGUCCGAGUUUGACGUGGAGAAAAGUAUGAGGGAAGAUGUUUAUAGACAACUUGAGCACUUACAGACUGUGCUAUCUCCUGAUUCGUUGAAACCGGAGGCAAAGAGGUUCUUGGAAAAACUCCUUAAACUGGGUCAGAGGAAUGGCUUAAACCUUUCCUCAGAGAAACAGCAGAAAAUUAAGGACAUUAAGAAAAAAAUGAGCACGCUUUCCAUUGAUUUUAGCAAAAAUUUGAAUGAGGACAUUACUUUUUUAACUUUUUCUAGGGAGGAGCUAGGAGGCCUCCCUGAUGAUUUCUUGAACUCGCUGGAGAAGGCGGAGGAUGGAAAACUAAAAGUAACUUUAAAGUAUCCCCAUUAUUUCCCUCUGAUGAAAAAAUGUUUUGUUCCGGAGACGAGGCAGAAGCUGGAGUUGGCUUUCAACUCUCGCUGCAAAGAGGAGAACAAUAAUCUCCUUCAAGAACUGGUGAAGCUUAGAGAAGAGAAAAGCAGUUUACUUGGGUUUGCCACACAUGCUGAUUUCAUCUUGGAAAUGAACAUGGCAAAGAGCAGCAAGACUGUGGCAUCGUUUCUAGAUGAAUUAUCCCAGAAACUGAAGCCUUUGGGAGAGAAGGAAAGAGCAGUCAUAUUAGAACUGAAAAAGAAGGAAUGUGAAAAGAGAGGACUUGAGUUUGAUGGGCAGAUCAAUGCUUGGGACAUGCGAUACUACAUGAACCAAGUGGAGGAGACCACAUACAGUGUGGAUCAGAAUCUUCUCAAGGAAUAUUUCCCAAUGGAAGUUGUGACUUCUGGUCUACUAGAUAUUUACCAAGAGCUACUGGGUCUAACCUUUGAGCUGGAAAAAAGUGCUCCUGUAUGGCACGAGGAUGUUACUUUAUAUUCUGUACGAGAUGCAAAGACAGGCCAGCUUAUGGGGAAGUUCUACCUUGAUUUAUAUCCUCGGGAAGGGAAAUAUUCCCAUGCAGCCUGCUUUGGAUUACAACCUGGGUGUCUCCUACCAGAUAGUAGCAGACAGAUAUCUGUUGCUGCAAUGGUUGCCAACUUCACCAAACCAACUCAGGAUGCACCAUCUCUUCUGCAGCACGAUGAAGUGGAGACGUACUUCCAUGAAUUUGGCCAUGUGAUGCAUCAGAUCUGUGCUGAGGCAGAUUUCGCAAUGUUCAGUGGAACACACGUGGAAAGAGAUUUUGUUGAAGCUCCCUCCCAAAUGUUGGAGAAUUGGGUGUGGGAGAGGGAUUCUCUGCAACGAAUGUCAAAACAUUACAAGACUGGAAGCCCCAUACCAGAUGACACAAUGGAGAAGCUCAUAAAAUCCCGUCUGGCAAACACAGGUCUUCUGAAUCUUCGGCAAAUUGUUUUAGCCAAAAUAGACCAAGUGCUCCACACACAGAAAAAUGUAAACCCUGUUGAUGAAUAUAGCAAUUUAUGUAAAGAGAUUCUUGGAGUCCCAGCAACACCAGGGACUAAUAUGCCUGCUACAUUUGGCCACCUUGCUGGAGGAUAUGAUGCCCAGUAUUAUGGAUAUUUAUGGAGUGAGGUGUAUUCCAUGGACAUGUUUUACACACGGUUCAAACAGGAAGGAAUUAUGAGCCAAAAGGUGGGUGCUGACUACAGAAACUACAUCCUGAAGCCUGGCGGAUCUCUAGAUGCUAGUGAAAUGCUGCGUAAUUUCCUUGGCCGUGAGCCUCAGCAAGAUGCAUUCCUUCAGAGCAAAGGACUGACCAGUCUGGCGUGCCCUGUCCCCUCAGCUUGUUAAUAAAGCGGCAGCAUCUAAAUUGACCAGAGCAAGCGAGAUGAACUGGGGGUGUAGUUUCAUGCUUAAAAAAAAAACUACAAAAAUGUCAAAAAUAGAUCAUUUGGAAUAUUAGUGUUGUCUUACACUUCUGGACCCAUUCUCUUUACUGGAAAAAACACAACUGUUUUCUUUACGGUUACAAGCUCUUAAACUAUUGAUAUUUGAAAUAUUGGGGCCAAGAAUGUAAAAUAUAUAUAUAUACAUUUUUUUUUUAUAGCCCCCCUAGCCUAAUGGAUUGCAGUUCAUGCACUGUACUACACAGUAAAAUCCCCAAGUAAAUCCCUAAGGGCUCUUUCACACAAGCGAGUUUUCUGUCUGGAUGUGAUGCGUGUAGUGAACACAGCAUCCGGACUGAAUCCUGACCUAUUGAUGAAUGGGUCUAUGUACAUGUCUUUCAGGCAUAAUCUUUGUGUUCACAAAAAUCAUAGCAUGUUCUAUAUUGUGUGUUUUUCACACAGCCCUGGCUCCAUAGAAGUUAAUGGGGCUUGUGUGAAAAACAUAAGGCAUCCGGAUGCAAUGCGUUUUUCACUAAUGACUGCUAGGAGAUGUAGAUUAUUAUACAUCAGUUUUUCUUGACGUCAAAAAUGCAUACAAUCCGGAUGGAAAAACUGCACUUGCUGAAAAACUUAUUGAACUUGUGUGCAGAACCAUCAGUUUUUUGUCCUAAAUACAAUUUGACUCCUUCUACAUUACUUUUGUGAAAGAGGCCAAAGUUUUGAAAUGAGGGCAGAGAAAAAAAAAAAAAUUAAAUCCCCUCCACACGUUUGGUACCGUCACAUCUGUAAUCUGAGCUAUACAAUUAUCACAUUAUUUAUCUUGCACAGGUAACGACAUAAAAAAACUAAUUCUGGCACAGUUUUUUUUUUUAUCUGCAAAAAAUAAAUGAAUAAAAAGUGAUCAAAAUA
Molecule: messenger RNA, 3104 nt
Organism: Bufo gargarizans (Asiatic toad)
Lineage: Eukaryota; Metazoa; Chordata; Amphibia; Anura; Bufonidae
Gene: THOP1
Product: thimet oligopeptidase 1
Exons: 13
Coding region: 127-2160 (677 amino acids)
Biological process (GO): peptide metabolic process; proteolysis
Cellular component (GO): mitochondrial intermembrane space
Molecular function (GO): metalloendopeptidase activity
Source: RefSeq, a predicted model, not a curated record